GUUACUUUCUUCGUCAUGGAGCUGUCUCUUGUCACGCUGGCGCCAUUUCCAGGCAGUCGUACUACUCGUAGCAAAUGCCGCCGUCGCAGGGCGCUUGUCUCGAAUGCGAUCAAGAGCCCGCCUCCUCUGGUCGUGCAGCUCUCGGUGGGAGUGUUCGCGCUGGGAUUCCUUGACGCCGGGUAUAGUGGCGACUGGUCGCGAAUCGGUGUGCUAUCCAAAGGCAGCGAGGCAGUCAUUCGCGACGCCGCAUUCGCUGUUGUGCCACUGUGCCUGGCGAUAAUCUUGUGGAUCGGGAAAACAAAUGAAAAGCCCUAAAACAGAGCACUAAAGCCCUAA
Messenger RNA from Selaginella moellendorffii, 336 nucleotides. RefSeq lists its product as uncharacterized. The record is from RefSeq and is a predicted model, not a curated record. Bases 16 to 315 code for a protein of 99 amino acids. The transcript has 2 exons. Lineage: Eukaryota; Viridiplantae; Streptophyta; Lycopodiopsida; Selaginellales; Selaginellaceae.